This is a messenger RNA of Paramacrobiotus metropolitanus, 1516 nucleotides long. RefSeq lists its product as uncharacterized. The transcript is spliced from 2 exons. Bases 141 to 1166 code for a protein of 341 amino acids. The record is from RefSeq and is a predicted model, not a curated record. Lineage: Eukaryota; Metazoa; Tardigrada; Eutardigrada; Parachela; Macrobiotidae.
GUGCACGAUCACAUUUAUCUUUUUCACAACUGCGAGUGCAAGAAAUAAUUUUUGUAACAUUUAAAAACAUCAUCAAGCCAUGAGACUUGACGGUCUUAAUUUUGCUAAUUUUUGUACCAUUUAAAAAACACCAUCAAGCCAUGAGACUUGCCUGUCUUAAUAUUGCAGUGUUUAUUGCGGGCAUUAUCGAGAAGAAUUCCGGAAUUAAACUGGAAACGUCGUGUAUCCAGCUGAACCAGACCGCACCGGACAAAACGCUUGCCCCUCCAACAUAUCUGUUUCGAAGCGACUUGUUAACGACCGAAGAAUGCUUAGCCUACGCCGCGCCAACGAUUGACAAAGGGAUUUGUCCCAUUAUUAUGAAAGAAGAAGACUGUUAUAUCAGUGAUAAAAAUCCCCGUCAGCACCAGAUGCUAGGUACCUAUCUCGAGAUAGCGUGCGUAUGGGAAAACCACACACUGGCGGCGAAAACGACGAAACGUAUCCGCCAAAUCAGUCCGCACCGCGCUGUCAUGCUGAGUUUAUUUGAGCGAGAUGAUACGGAAGAUCCAAUCACCGUGGAUGUCUUGGACCCUCUGCGCAACCAACUCGUCCAUCUCGCGCUCUUCACUUGCUAUUCCAAGAAUGUCACCGCCAAGUUAUACGAACUUGGAGAAUUUCCGAAUCUGUUCAGUUUUGAAACGGUUGACUGUUUUAACUUGACGGUGAGGAAGAACGAUUUCAGCCGCCUGCCGCAAUUACGAGCGAUAACGUUGUAUUUUACCACCAUUGCGUCGCUGGAGCCGGGCACCUUUACGGAUUUGCCGCAUCUGCGAAUUCUGAUAUUGGAGAAAGAUUUUAUGCUGGCGUUGCAGGAGAAGGGAAACCCGGACAGCGCUAACGGUGAUUUUGCCACCGAAGAUAACUGUGCGUAUUUUCAGCGUUUGCACUGUGACUGCGAAUAUGCAUGGCUCCGCGAUCUUUUCAGGACCAAGCCGUACCUUAUUGCGGAGAGGGAUGAGGGCGAAGUGUUUGUCAUUGGAAACUUUAUGUCACCGGUUGUUCAGAGAAAGGCGAACUAUACGGAUGUUUUAAGCGUGGACUGCUCACGAAAACUGUCGCUGGAGAACUAUAGCAUCGGGAGAGAAUUCUCGUAUAAUACAUCCUGUUAUAGCGCAGCUUGCUAAUUUCAAAGGAAUAAUUGGUAGUUGGCGCGGCAUCAUUUUCGUUUUGUACUUACCUAUUUGUUUGAAAUGGUUCAUCAUGUAGCAUACUACCUGGUAGGUCGCCCAAGACACCGCGUCAGAAUGAGUUUGCUUCACCGCCUUGACGAAUUCUGCACUUGGAACUUCCACCCAAUGGCGCUGAUUGUUACUGAAGCAAAAAUGAUACGUGAAAAUUGGACACGAAUCCAUAAUUAUGGUGUGUUCGGUUUCGCCGGCUGGGAAAAACGUGCCAAAAUUGCCAGUAAAUGAUUCGUGUACCUAUAUCCUUUAUUUUCUUUUGCCAUUUGCUAACAUCGGCGCCGAUGGAUAAA